Messenger RNA from Theobroma umbraticum, 885 nucleotides. RefSeq names its product transcription factor BHLH3-like. Gene Ontology annotation, cellular component: nucleus. Gene Ontology annotation, molecular function: DNA-binding transcription factor activity; sequence-specific DNA binding. NCBI's taxonomy places the organism in Eukaryota, Viridiplantae, Streptophyta, Magnoliopsida, Malvales, Malvaceae. The record is from RefSeq and is a predicted model, not a curated record. Gene Ontology annotation, biological process: regulation of DNA-templated transcription.
UAUCAAACUGGAAAGAAGAGAGAAAAGAAAGAGCUGAAGAGAGAGAGAGAGAGAGAGAGAGAGAGAGGAUGAAGAACAUGGUUUCUAGAGAGCGCAAGAGGGCUGCUAGCUAUAAGAAGCUGCAAAUGCUUCGUUCCAUCACUAACUCCCAUGCGCAAGGUAAAACCUCAAUCAUAUUGGAUGCAACGAAGUACAUAGAAGAACUGAAGGAAAGGGUUGAAAGAAUUAAGCAAGACAUCGCUAUGGCGGAAAACUCCACUGGCCAGAACAGCUUUCCUGUGCAACUAUGGGUUGAAGCUCAGGACAAAGGUUUUCUAAUCAAGGUGUUCAGCGAAAGAAGUUGUCGCGGUUUGCUUGUAUUCAUAUUGGAAGCCUUCCAGGAGCUGGGUCUUGAUGUCCUCCAAGCUAGGGUUUCUUGUUCAGAAUGUUUUCUUUUAGAGGCAGUUGGAGUAAAAGAUGACGAAGGAUCAUCGGAGUGCUUAUUAGAUGCUCCAGAGGUUAAACGAGCAGUAUCACACGCUAUCCAAAACUGGAGUGCUGAAGUUAACGAGCAGCAAUGAUGAAGCAAAGCUCAUUAUCUUAAAUUCAUUUUGUUUUUGUCACUGGUUCUUUCCCUCUUUCCAUCAAUCCAGUCUCCCUUUUCUUUGUCUCAUCAGUGGCUGGUUAGAUAAGUUCCAAGUUCUUGCCUGGAAUUAGCCAUCGGUGUUCUGCAAUAUGUCGUCUAGGGUACAUCAUGUGAUCUAGAUGAUAGCCAGUUUGGCAGAGAAAUCGAAAGACUAGACGUGCAACAUAUGGACUAUGUAAAACAUGUGAUUUGAGUCUGUUUUUAUGCGGCAGGAGAAAAUAAUGGCGUCAAUAGAAAAUUCUGUAAUUUGUUUUAUCCAA